CUGACACAAAACAAACGAAAACUAUAAGACAAGAACGUGUUGUUCGGCCAUUGAAAACUCCCUUACAAGACACUUCACAAUCUCUCUUUCUGCAAUCUUUGUACAAAUAUAAACAACAACCACACCACCGAAGCAAAACCAGAGCUCUUUUGUAACAGCAAUGGCAAACGAAGAUCUUGAACGGGGAAAACAUAGAACCAACGCCUAUAAUUCUGCUUCUUAUUAUGUUGACUCCAAUGAUCAUCAAUGGACUUCUUGGUUGAUCCCCAUGUUUGUGUUGGCUAAUGUUGCUGUGUUCAUUGUAACCAUGUAUGUCAACAAUUGUCCCAAGCAUGCGGAUGGUUCUUGUGUUGCUAAGUUUCUCCGCAGGCUAUCCUUUGAGCCCCUUAAAGAAAAUCCUCUCUUUGGUCCUUCUUCUACUACAUUAUUAAAAAUGGGAGGCCUGGAGUGGACUAAGGUAGUGCAUGGACAUCAAGGAUGGCGACUAAUCACCUGUAUCUGGUUACAUGCCGGUGUUAUUCAUUUGCUGGCAAAUAUGUUGAGCUUGGUCUUCAUUGGGAUUCGCCUUGAACAGCAGUUUGGAUUCUUGCGGGUUGGUCUCAUCUACUUAUUAUCAGGAUUUGGUGGGAGCAUUCUGUCGUCGCUUUUUAUUCAACACAAUAUCUCUGUUGGUGCUUCUGGUGCUUUGUUUGGACUUCUUGGAGCCAUGUUAUCUGAGCUUCUUACUAAUUGGUCAAUUUAUACUAAUAAGGCUGCAGCUCUAUUGACUCUUGUGGUCAUUAUCGCCAUCAACUUAGCCGUCGGAAUUCUUCCUCACGUUGACAAUUUUGCACAUAUUGGAGGUUUCUUAUCUGGGUUCCUCCUGGGGUUUGUUUUGUUACUUCGUCCUCAGUUUGGUUGGGCAGAGCGCCAGCAUCUUCCUGCUCAUGCUCGUGUGAAAUCUAGGCAUAAGGUUUACCAAUAUGUUUUCUGGAUUGUCGCCUUGGUUUUACUAAUUAUCGGAUUCACGGUGGGAUUGGUGAUGCUAUUUCGUGGAGAGAAUGGAAACGAUCGCUGCAGAUGGUGCCAUUACCUAAGUUGUGUACCUACCUCAAAAUGGAACUGUGGGAACUAAUGACAGUUUUCCACCUUUCUGUACUUGCAUGUUGUUUAUCUUUAUAUUACACUCUGGUUCUUUUGUUCUUUACCUUUUUAAUUACAUAUUCAUUUGUUUAUUGUUUGGGAUGGAUGCUCUAACUUGUGUACAUGCAUAGUUUGUCUCCUUGGACAUGAAGUUUAGUUGUAUCUGGUUUACACGGGAUGUCUUCCCAUUGUAUGAAUGCAAAGAAAUUAGAAAUUUAAAAA
Molecule: messenger RNA, 1344 nt
Organism: Pistacia vera
Lineage: Eukaryota; Viridiplantae; Streptophyta; Magnoliopsida; Sapindales; Anacardiaceae
Product: RHOMBOID-like protein 2
Exons: 5
Coding region: 161-1114 (317 amino acids)
Biological process (GO): proteolysis
Cellular component (GO): membrane
Molecular function (GO): serine-type endopeptidase activity
Source: RefSeq, a predicted model, not a curated record